This is a messenger RNA of Amoebophrya sp. A25, 4086 nucleotides long. NCBI's taxonomy places the organism in Eukaryota, Dinophyceae, Syndiniales, Amoebophryaceae. The record is from the annotation of a GenBank genome assembly.
CUUGAAUGAUCUAAAGAAAGACUUCAAAAACCAGCAGAGUUCCACGUUUCUUUCUGAGUGAAGCUAUGUUUUUUCAUAUGUAUGAGGCAGUAAAGCUGGGCAUCAUGUUCACAUGGACUUUCUUUCUUUCUUGCAACGUUCAGUAGUGAUUUCACUUGAUUUCUUCCUCUUCUUUCAUCUAGGCCUGUGAAUUAUGUAGACGAACUAGAGGUAGGUAGACUCAAAUCUAAAACCAGCUCUGAGACCUAGACUCUACUAACCUUCACAGAAGGCCCAUCACAUCCUCAUCUUUCUCUCCAACACUCUCACCACCUUAGUAACGAGAAAAUUAAGACACUCCUCCUGAGGAAAGUUUUAACUAGUACGUUACAAAGCAAGAUAAGAAAAAAACGAGCAACCCAUCGGGUCAACGAUCUCAACAAACAACUCUUCUCAAAAUGCAACGCGCCAACCCGAACCAAAACGCGGGAGCUCCGGCUCGCCGCCGCCUCCGCAACAAUCCCUCUGAUGAGGCGGCCAAGGAAAUCGCGACUAUGGUCCGCUUGGAGGUACUAAGCUAAUACUUGUAUAAUCCUUUUGAUGCUGUGAAUGAUCUUAGAAACAACUUGAAGUCGAGUAGAAUACAUCUUCAGAGCGAGAUUUUGCAGCUUCUACUUUACUUUCAUACGCUAGUAUAUUGAGCAACUCACUCCGCCAUCUACUUCAUUAUCAUUUUCACAAUCUAAACAUCUCAUCACAGGCCACUCCCUCGGUGUUGUUCGCAUUGCGCGAGGUGUUUCGCAGUUGCCAGCGCAACCGCAACCGCGCGGUGCAGUGCGUGUUGCAUCCUCCGCCGGUUGGCAUGCGUUCGCCGCCCGAACAAGUGAUCCAGGCGCAAAUGCGUGAAUACUCUACCAAGGCCCGCGAGUUGAGCAGCAUUGUGAGUGGUGGGCGCAUGGUUGAGGAAUUGGCUUCGAACGGUGGUCUGGACCAGUUCACCACUCAGGAGAAUGAGUUGAUUUCGGUACUGAAAAACUUCGUUUAUAGGUUCUUACUAGUGCUUGUAGUGAUACAUCUAAAGAAGCUCCUGACUCUUGAUGAUGGUUCACCGUAUAGAUUUCCGAUAUUUAGCCAUUUAGAUCCACUGUUAGCAGUAGCAGAAGUCCACUAUCUACGAGAAAGAUCGUAGUAUAUUGUUCAGACAGUAGUACUAGGAUCAUGUUAUUUCUCUCUGUGUGAAACGAUGGACUCAUCUUCUUCUCCACGACUGAAAACAUAGAAGUUUCACGUUUUUAGAAACAAUAACAUAGAUCAAGAUUGGACUUUCUGAAGGACUGAGUCUUGCAGUAAGGUCACGACCCAUGUCUUUCGAUGUGUGGGCUCGUUCUUGCUUGCUGCAAAAGAGAUCCUCAUGCAGGAAGCGUCUGUGUUUGCUAUAAGAGCCAGGCACCUCUGUAUGCCUUGGCUCUACAUAGCGGGCGCUACACUCCUUUAUCUAAGAUCUACAACCAUCUAUACUUCUUUGCGAUUCAUCCCCCUACCAUCUCCACACCACAGACGGCCUUGCAGAAUCGAGCUUUGGCACAGACUACACGCGCAGCCGCUGGCAGAAUGAUGAGAGGCAUUUCCCGCACAGCCGCAUUGACCGCCAACGCCGCCAACGUUCUGAUCCUCGAGCUGGCUGCCGUUGUAUGUCUGUUCACUGGUGUCGUCGUGGCCCGCAACGAACGUGGUGCGCCAAUGGAUUUAUACUCGUUCUAUCAGUGGUACUUUUGUUCUAAAUAUUGGUAAUUUCUCUCUCAUGUAUGAAGAAGAAGGUCAUGAAUGUAGUCCAUGUCUCUAAAGUUGCGAUCUUUUUCAUAUGGCAGAUCACUACGUCUUAGCUAAAGCUCAGUACCAUGAUCCUUCGUUUCAUGAACAGUAAAGACAUGGGUCUAGUUUCUUAGGAAUUGCAACUCACGAAAGAUAACGAGAUGAUGAAUCUACUCAACACUCCAGGCUGGAAUGCAAUAUGGCUGACUUGGCGCCGCUGAGCAUCCUCCACGAGUUCUACAUGGCCACUGAGCAUCUUGUCCGUACUGGACAAAUCCAUACGCUGCAACUCCUGCGGGAGCAAGUCGUGCAAGGAGAGCCGGCUAAUUCGAUUCUGCGGAAGUACUUUGACGACUUCCAGUAUGUGCAGGUAUUCUUCUGAUGAUAUUCUAAACUUGGAAGGAAAUCAGAGGGAGGAGGGAAGCAUCUGCGUACUCAUUGAUAGGAAGAUGAUGAAAUGAUCUGUGAACUCCUUCAGGAAUCAAAUGAACGCCGAGUCCUCAUGUGAUAUCCAUAUUGAUUCAUCUGUGAUAAACUCAUCAAACAAAAACCUUCCAGAUGAUUUCGGGAGCCAUUUUGAAAAUUUCGGAGGAUAAGUUUCUCAACAUCGUGGUUGAUUUCACGAAUCAGAUUGUUGAUAUGGCUGGCAUGACUCGCGGGGAGGCGAUGCAAUGUCUUGCUGAUUCCCGCUGGGAAUUUCUUGUGAAGCUGAUUCAGAAAUCCCUCGAGGCCUCGUCCUCCUUCCGCGUUGAGUUCGCUGAACAACCAUACCGCCUCGUACUAAACAUUGCUUAUCGUGUGUUGCUUAUUGACGUAUGAAAACUGAAGCAUUCUACGUGAGACAAGUGAUCGCUUCAAAGAUAGCAACUCAUCGGCUCAAACAACAUCAUUCGACUCACGACUAGACUGAACUCAGAACGUGUUGCCUACUAUGAUAAUCCUACGUCUCAUCACAGAUCGCACCGGAGGUCAAGGAAUGGUGGGAGAUCGUGUGCAACGGGCUGAAUCUGACGUUGGGCCACCCGUUGCUCCUGGGUUUGAACCACGUCUUCAAGGUGAAGAUCCCCGAUGGCGUUACUAUGAAGGUACAGACUUUCUUCAUUUCGAUGUCGCAUAGAGAUACACGUUAUUUCUCUCAGUGCAGUACGUUCGAAGAAUAGUAAAGUGUUUGGAGUAGUGUGGGAGGCUGGUAAGGAAGUGGAAUGCAGCUGAGUGCUGGAAAUUUGAAACCGUCUGUGACUGUUCCUUCAUUCUAAAUUUUCUAAAUCAUCACAUUCUAACUUCAAAACACUCUUACAGAAUCGUUACGUGUCCAAGGAGCUUGACAAGACCAUGCCGCAGGGGCGUCUGCGUCGCAAGCUGACGGCUGCGAUGGACAAGGCCCAUCAGAACGACCUCUUGGUCUACAACGCUAAGGUCAACGCUUUGGUGCAGCAGUUGAAGAACGAAGACAUGCAGAACUUCAUGGAUGAAUCUAAGUACUUCGAGAAUUUUGGUGCAGAUGGUGCAAUGGGGUUGAAGGAGGUCUCCACCUACAUCGUCGGUUUGCGUGAUAUCGUCCGUGGCAACUUGGACGAUUCUACAGGACAUCAGGAGGAUAUGGCACGCCAGAUGGAGCAGUUGGAGGCUCUCAAGGAGCGCGAUUCGAUCUCUAAGACCUUGUGGAGUCUGUUGCGCCAGUUGCGCAAGGCAGUGGUCGAGCACUUGUACAAGGUUCCCAUCAUGGCGAUCGAACAGGCCCUGCCAGGUAAUUACUCUCUUCAUUAAAUAUCUUCUUUUAUGAUUUAGAUUUUUUAGAUAUGCGAGUCACGUCAGAUUCUUUAGCAUUGAUCUUCAACUUACACAACGUUCGCGAAAGAUAUACUGACUUCCCUCCCAACACAGGUAACUUCGCUCAGGCCGAGCAACACUACAACGGCAUGUGUACUUCUUGGCACUUUCUGUACAUGGAGCGCCUCACCGAGUUGGCUGUCAAGAUCGAUGAUGCUAAGAGAGUUCAUGGACAAGGUGGAGGAAAUCAGGUUGGUCAGCAAAAUCAACUCGCGCACUACCUUGCCUUGGCACGUAACAACAACAAUGCCCUCCACGCUUCGGAAGGCGAAGAGGAUGAUGAGGAAGAAGAGCUGCAAGCAGAGCCAGAGGAUGAGGAAUCGAACGAUGAUGAUGACAACGAGGAGGAUGGUAAUGAUCAGGGUGGUAAUGAUGGUGGCAAGGCAACGUCAUCUAAGACAGGCUCUACCUCUGUCUCGAAGUAAGGGGGAAAUCUUCGCGUCGAUGAUCUAUGUUCGUUUGUAA